AUGGCCCAGGCGCCAAUGACGCUGAACAUCGAGCGCGAGCUACAAGCGCAGAUCGUGGAGGACUCUGGCGUGGAUGCGGAGCUGGGUGACAUCGCUCUUUCGGGCUACCUGAACUACAAGGCGGCUUUGAAAGGGGUCUUCGACAAGCUACUCUGCGACCCGAAAGAUGCAUGCAACAUUCGACCGCUCCACGUCACCACCCUCCUGAGCAACAUGACGCUGAAGGACCUGAAGCACUACCAGGGCAAAUGCCACAAAGGAGUUGCGCUUGAGUUGUAG
This is a messenger RNA of Symbiodinium sp. CCMP2592, 279 nucleotides long. NCBI's taxonomy places the organism in Eukaryota, Dinophyceae, Suessiales, Symbiodiniaceae. The record is from the annotation of a GenBank genome assembly.